AUGUCCGGCAAGUACAGCUGCACAGUGUGUGACAAGAGCUUCACGGCCAGAAGCACUCUCAACGGCCAUCUGGCGAGCGUUCAUCUCGGAGAGCGCUCGGUCUGUGAUGCCUGUCAAAAGGUCUUCACAGACAAGUCCAACUUCCGCAGGCACAGAAAGACCUGCUCCGGCAACGCCGGCCUUUACAGGUGCGCAUGGCACCAGCUCGGUUGCAACCACACCAGCAACCGUGUCGACAAUGUGAAGCGGCACGUCAGAUCGUGCCCUCACAAGCCCAUUGCUUGGGCAGGCGAGUUCCCAGCACCCAUCAGGGCUGGGCUCGUUCAGGGUGGCCAGGUCCCAGACAACGGGACGCCACAGACCUCCGGGCAGCAGCAACUGCCCCAAGACGCCUCCGCCCUGGCUCAAGGGCCUGCUGUCACGCCCACGACGGGCGUGGAUGCCUCCCAGCAAGGCAUCGACUUGGCACUGGGUGAUCCCACCGAUCCGGUGUGGUUCGCCGCCAAUUUCCCGCAAUUCGACGGGUACUGGGUACAAGACGUACCCCAACAGGCACCGGGUGAAGUGCCUCAAUACCCAGUGGCCCAGCAGGCCGCUGGCGGCUUCCAACAGGGCUUUGGCACUGGGUGGAACGCCGUCGGCAAUGGCCUGUUCACAGGUCACGGGGCUGGCGGAGAUACCUUCCUGACAAAAGCUCCCGCAGUAGCCAGUCAGGAUGGCAUCCGAGCCACCGAACUUGGUCAGGGCGGCUGCGACACAUCAAGCACCGGCAGCAGAUGCCUGACACUCGACAUCAACCUCCUCGACAUCAACCUCCUCGACAUCAACCUCCUCGACAUCAACCUCCUCGACAUCAACCUCCUCGACAUCAACCAACGAUGCUUGCAACCGCGAAAGGCAACUCAGGCCGUUCAGUCACUGUUUGAGCUGCAGAUCAACCAGUGGCUUGUUCACGUCUGGAUUGUCAACAUCUCGAAGAAACCCCAAUGA
This is a messenger RNA of Fonsecaea nubica, 990 nucleotides long. RefSeq lists its product as hypothetical. Gene Ontology annotation, molecular function: DNA-binding transcription factor activity, RNA polymerase II-specific; RNA polymerase II cis-regulatory region sequence-specific DNA binding. Gene Ontology annotation, cellular component: nucleus. Gene Ontology annotation, biological process: regulation of transcription by RNA polymerase II. The transcript is spliced from 4 exons. NCBI's taxonomy places the organism in Eukaryota, Fungi, Ascomycota, Eurotiomycetes, Chaetothyriales, Herpotrichiellaceae. The record is from RefSeq and is a predicted model, not a curated record. Bases 1 to 990 code for a protein of 329 amino acids.